AUGAUUCGAUCGAUUUUAUUGUGUUUCGCUGUAUUAUUGGUCGAACGAGCUGACGCGAUGAUACCGGCCUACUCCGUGUCAGCGUUGCGUCUCGCAUUCGACGAGAUCGCGACGGUUUUACCAGUCGCGAACCAGCUCGCCUGCCUCCUGAUACCGUUCCUCAUCAACUUGAUCAACAACCUGAACAACCUCUCGAAUAUAGUGCAGAAUCUGACGCCGGCGAUACUGCCGUAUUUUGGUUGCACUCUGCCGCUGCUUUACGCUACACUGACGGAUCUGGCGAGCGUCCUCUUCCUGUACAUCAGCGUGUUGAUUUCGCUGUUUCGUUCCAACGUCCUCGCGGCUCCGGGUCUGCUGUUGGGGCUAGUGGUGCAGGUGUUAAACCUGGUGCUGACCCUCUUAAGCGGGCUGACAGACGGAAGCGGCUUGCUCAGUGGCCUGAUAAAGCUAAUAACGUGUGUCGUCGUUGAAUUGGAGAAGCUGUUAUUGUGA
Bombyx mandarina (wild silkworm) is the source of this 492-nucleotide messenger RNA. RefSeq lists its product as uncharacterized. The record is from RefSeq and is a predicted model, not a curated record. Lineage: Eukaryota; Metazoa; Arthropoda; Insecta; Lepidoptera; Bombycidae.